This is a messenger RNA of Exaiptasia diaphana, 470 nucleotides long. RefSeq lists its product as uncharacterized. NCBI's taxonomy places the organism in Eukaryota, Metazoa, Cnidaria, Anthozoa, Actiniaria, Aiptasiidae. The record is from RefSeq and is a predicted model, not a curated record.
UAUCCGCAUGCCAAAAUCAAGAAAUCCAGAAAUGGUUCAGGAUUUAAUAAUUAGUGCGAAACAAAAAGAUCAGAAAUAUCUUAUAUUUGUAUUUUCUWUUUACUAAUGAAGGGUUUUCACACCAACGCACCAGCGAAAGAUCAUGUUGACACUGGUAAAAGUCUUCAUCACCCUGAUGAUCUAUCAUGUAUSUCUAACMGCAGCACAAAAAUGUUAUAAAUCGGUAUCGGGYAUUGCUGUAAAGAACUUUGUGCUAGAGUCCCAUCGCGUCGACAACAUCCUCGACUGCUACGAGAAAUGCAUAUCAGUUAGGGACUGCAAAAGCAUCAAUUGGUAUCAGAAGACGAUCUUAUGCGAGCUAAACAACAUCACUACARCGAAGCAACCGAACAUGACCGUGUUCGACUUAMAGUCAGUGUACAUCGAGAAGCCAGCAAAUGCAGAGGAAAAGCAACCCGCAGAAUCAUGUA